AUGAAGUCCUCGUCCGCAUUGGUCGGCCUGGCUGCCACCGCUGCUCUCACCACCGUCGUCUAUGCAAAGCAACACCUCGACGUCUCGCAUGAGCCUCUUUCCGGCUUCUUCACCGCUGAUGGCACCCCUUCUCAUCCCAAGUUCCUCGCCUCAAGAUGGGAAACUUCCGAGCUGCCUCUUGACUUCCGCAAGCGUGCGCUUUCCGGCGCAGGCUCCAAACGAAGCCAAAAGACGUGCCGCUCCAAUCGUGGCCAGCAAGACGCCAAUGAGCAUAAACCCCAACACAAAGGCCGUCACGCCCUGCUCGAUACGCUUGACCAUCUCGGUCAUCAGGUGAGCAGCUGGAUCGAGGGCGGCAAGUUGCACGACCACUCGCUCGGCAUCGUCAUCAACAAGGCCACCGACAACUCUGCCGACAACGAGUGGCUCGUCAACGUUGGCUUUGGCACUCGUCCGCAAACGCUCAAGAUGGUCUUUGACUCGGGCAGCUCCGACACCUGGGUCUACUCGCCUGCCUGCUGCUACGCCAACAACCAUACGUUUUUCGAUCCCGCCAGGUCUUCCACCUACCACAACCGCACCAUCGGCGCCAGUGGCACGCCCCAGGCUGCCGCUCCCGGUACGCCCGCUCAGCCGUGGUCCUACAGCUAUGGUUCCGGCUCCAGCUCCAACGGGUACGUCGGCAUCGAUGACUGGACUUUUGGCGUGCAGAAGCUCAAGGUGAACCAGCUUCCCGUCGCGCUCGCCACCAGCAUCACCGGUGGCUCGCGUGCUUCGCGAGGUAUGGAGGGCCUCGUCGGUCUUUCGUCCGGAAGCGGUUCCAGCACGCAGGGUGGAUGGACGACUCCGUUUGAGGCCAUGUCAUCGCGUGGCCUGCUCAAAGAGACCUACCUCACCGCCGCACUCCGCAAGGCCAACCGCAAGACUGGCAAAGGGGGUGGAGGACGAUACACGUUUGGCGAGAUCGACGAUGAUCUUCUCGAGGGCGACAUCACCUGGACACGUGCGCUCUCCCCUUAUCUCUGGGCCGGUUACUUUGACCAGAUGACCAUGGGCGACAAGCUGCUUGCCAUCGCUCCUGGCACCAACGAGCGACCGCAACGGUUUAUGAUUGACACGGGUUCCGCCGUACUUUACCUUCCACCUCCGAUUGUGGCUGACAUUAACAGUCAGAUUGUGGGUUCCUACAUUGCCGACUCGAGCAGCGGACUUGCUUUCCCUUACCUGAUCCCCUGCGACACGGGCCUCAAGCGCUACGAGAGGAAAGCCAAAAAUGUUGCAUUCAACCUGCAGAUUGGCGGUACCAACUUUACCAUUCCCAAGGAGGACUAUGUCUUCUAUGCCAACGAGCCCAUCCCACCCGCCAAAAUCGGCGGCAGAAAAGGCAUGUGCUACUCGGCCUUCCAGACUGGACCCGCGCAGAUCUCGAUCAUCGGUCUCAGCUUUAUCAAGAACCACGUCGUGGUCUUGGACCAGGGUGGACGCAACCUUACUGUCUCGGCUCGUCGCAUCGGACUUGGUCAGCGACGUGAUGUUCGCUACGAUUGA
Mycosarcoma maydis (corn smut) is the source of this 1548-nucleotide messenger RNA. RefSeq lists its product as uncharacterized. The transcript has a single exon. Gene Ontology annotation, molecular function: aspartic-type endopeptidase activity. Gene Ontology annotation, biological process: proteolysis. Bases 1 to 1548 code for a protein of 515 amino acids. Lineage: Eukaryota; Fungi; Basidiomycota; Ustilaginomycetes; Ustilaginales. The record is from RefSeq and is a predicted model, not a curated record.